AUGAGCGCCACAAAAAUCUUCCUGCGCUAUUAUCCGCCAGGUCUGGCAAUUAAUUAUCGAACUACCCAGGGCGGCGAGAGGCUCCGUCACUAUGAUCUACUUGACCUAGAUAGCAAAACCAACGUAGAACCCCUGGCCGACAGGAUUCUCCUGCAAACUCUAGCCGAGGCCGAAGAGGAACAAUCUCAGCCCAAGGACGAGGAUGAGGCAUCUUUACCUGCAGCCUGUCCCGCCAGCGGAAGGGUGGCCAAUGCCCAGAACACCUUUAGCGCCUUGAAGCAGGCUCUGGAAAAACUGCAGAGAAAACUACGCGAGCCUGUGAAAAAGAAAUUCUACCUGCACAAGUGCCACAAUUCGCACAUCCUGCCGCUGACCAAUGUGUGCUUCGAUCGGAGUGGCGAACGCUGUCUCACCGGGAGCUAUGAUCGCACCUGCCAUGUGAUCAACACCCAAGAGGCCGAGGUGGAGCACAUUCUCACGGGCCAUGACAAUGUGGUGUUCUCUGUGGGAUUCAAUCAACCGCACUGGUGGGUAAUUACCAAUUUUAAAAUAGAAAAUAGUUAAACCUCCUUAAUUCCCAGCGAUAAAAUCGUAACCGGCUCCUUUGAUGGCACUGCCAAGGUUUGGUCCUCGAGCAGUGGCCAGAACCUCUGCACUUUCUACGGACACACUGCCGAGCUGGUGGCUGCCGAAUUUCAUCCUUUGCAUGCCAAUGCCAUAGCCACCGCCUCCAUGGACGGCACAGCUCGCGUUUACGAUGUGGAAACCGCACAGGAGCUGCAGACGCUUAGCCACCAUGGAGCCGAGGUGAUAGCUGCUCGAUACAAUCGCGAUGGUCAGAUGCUGCUCACAGGAUCCUUUGAUCAUACGGCAGCUAUAUGGGACGUGAGGAGCAAGAGCCUAGCCCAUCAGUUGCGUGGCCACAGCGCCGAGCUCUCCAACUGCGUGUGGAACUUUAGUGGCUCUCUGAUAGCCACCGGCUCGCUGGAUUACACAGCUCGGAUCUGGGACGUAAGGAGGUUGGAUCGGGAACUCCAGCUGGCGGCCAAGCACAGUGACGAGGUCCUGGACAUCUGCUUCGAUGCGGCUGGGCGGCUGUUGGCCACCUGCAGUAGCGAUUGCACGGCGCGGGUGUGGAACGUCGAAGGAUCCUCGGAGCAGCUGGAGAUGCUCUCCCUGAUGGCUGGCCACACGGAUGAGGUGUCCAAGGUGUGCUUCAGUCCCAGCGGCUGCAUGCUGCUCACUGCAUCGGCGGACAAUACUUCGCGUCUGUGGCUCACCGACUCCGGUCAGUGCUCUCAGGUGCUGGCCGGGCACGAGGGAGAGGUCUUCAGCUGCGCCUAUAGCUACACGGGGGAUGCCAUUCUCACCGCUUCCAAGGACAAUAGCUGUCGCUUUUGGAGAUGAUACGACUGGUAUACGGUUCAGCUGAACGACGAAAAUUAAAGGCAGGGUUUUUUUCUUGUUUUUUUAUAUUUUUUUUAUCAACAUUUACUACAAACUCGAGCGUAAUUUUGCUUUUCUCUCUUAAGAUUUUUCAUCAUCAUCAUCAUCAACUUGCUUUGCUGGUUCUUAUAAAUUAAUAGUUUUAGCUUUUCAUUUAUCGUUUCUUUAAGAUCUCGGACAUUAUUGUGGAUUUGCUUUGCUUACUUUAGGCUUUUAGGUAUUACUUUUUCUCAUCGUAGAUAGUUACAGGUUUUGUUUGCUAGUUUUGUUUGGUUUUCUUUUCCCAUUUUUUUUGUUUUUGU
Molecule: messenger RNA, 1748 nt
Organism: Drosophila kikkawai
Lineage: Eukaryota; Metazoa; Arthropoda; Insecta; Diptera; Drosophilidae
Source: RefSeq, a predicted model, not a curated record